Messenger RNA from Microplitis mediator, 2139 nucleotides. Its product is annotated as homeobox protein 2-like. The coding region runs from base 58 to 1872 and encodes 604 amino acids. NCBI's taxonomy places the organism in Eukaryota, Metazoa, Arthropoda, Insecta, Hymenoptera, Braconidae. The transcript is spliced from 2 exons. The record is from RefSeq and is a predicted model, not a curated record.
GUCGUUUACUGACGAACUGAUACGAUAGAAAAUAUUUUUGUAGAAAAAAAAAAUAAAAUGAAUUUCGUGGGUGUUUUGUUGUUUAAUAUAAUGCUUCAAAAAUCGUUGGGAGUAAUCGCUUCAUCUGUCAUCGAGCAAACUAAAAAAUCCGACAUACUGAUCCCCGAUUAUCGCAAUCAUCUGCCGCAGCCUGAUAAUAAAAAAUCUUCAAACGAGAUUGACAAGAACGGAAUUGAGGCGAUCAAGUCUUUCAACAUGAAUGGCAGUAAUCUCCGUAAAAUACCAUCUCAUUCAUCCCUAUUACAAUUCUAUCCACAUUCGAGGUUUCGGUCUGUAGUACAUAGUAGUGGGCGUCAUCAUCCAGAUGCCAUAACCUCCAUCGACGACGUUCCAGCUCCAGCAAUUCAACAAUUCGGGAAUUCCAAUAAUUUUGACGUAAAAAGUGAUAAACUCAACCUCAAAUCUAUAAAAAGUAAUGAGAAAGUCACUCCAAGUCCAUCUUCCAGCAAUUUCGGACCCUCGGGCAUUUUGACGGGAAAUUCAAAUUUUUCAUUCGGGAAUUCUAAUGAUUUUGACGUAAAAAAAAAUAAACUUAACUUCCAAUCCAUCAAAAGUAAUGAAAAAGUCACUCCAAGUCCAUCUUCCAGCAAUUUCGGGUCCUCGGGCAUUUUGGCGGGAAAUUCAAAUUUUUCAUUUGGGAAUCCCAAGAAUUUUACUGUAAAAAGUGAUAAACUUAACAGCAAAUCUAUCAAAAGUAAUGAAAAAGUCACUCCGAGUCCAUCUUCCAGCAAUUCUGGGCCCUCGGGAAUUUUGGCGGGAAAUUCAAAUUUUUUAUUCGGGAAUCCCAAUAAUUUUGACGUAAGAAAUGAUCAACUUAACCUCAAAUCUAUCAAAAGUAAUGAGAAAGUCACUCCAAGUCCAUCUGCCAGCGAUUUGAGGCCCUCAGAUCUUUUAGCGGGAAAUUCAAAUUUUUUAAAUAAUUAUUUAUCUCAAAAUCGUUUUGUCAGUAAUAAUAAUGAUAAUUUAAUAUCAUUAAAUGACAAAAAUGUAAAUUUGUCAUUUAUAAAAUCAUUAUUAACGAAUAAAGUAAUAUAUAAACUUUUAGAAUUCAUUUUGAGUAUUAUCGACGUAAUCAUGUUAUCGCCAUUUCAUGUGACGUAUAAAAAAAUCCAACCUCAAUCUUUAGGAUUAAAUGAUGAAGUAAAGCCUACGGAAAGUAGUUUUGUACAGAGGGUUGAAAUAAAUCCUGAAAUGGAAGUUGUAGAUAAAACACAAAAUAAAUUAAAGCAAAAUAGUUGGAAACAUGAUAAAGCUUGUAACAAAUCUGUAAAACUACGCAACUCUGAAAAGGUUAAAACAAAGUUUAAUGUCAAAAACUCAUCAACGGUAAAUGCACACAAAACAUUGUUAGUUGACUAUUUAAAUAUGAAUAGUUUGUCUAAGAUAAGACAAGUAAACUCUCAACGUAGUAGACUUGACAGUUGUAAAGGCAGUUCAAGACAAGUUUGUUCUUCGACAACUUCACUUCUUCAAUCUUCACAACUAGAGCACAAAGAACGCGAUAAUAUUGAUAAUCAAUAUCUGCAUAAAAAAAUUUUUAUAAAUAAAGAUGUGGGGACUAAGUCACACAAGUGCAAGUCGAAGACAAACAAAGUUGACCUCAAAAAAUCGUUACCUGUUGAAUUUGAACCAACUCGACUUGUUGAUAAUCAUAAGCGGGUUUUCGGGAACUUUUAUUCUAAUAAAAAAAAUAUAAAUUAUAAUAAAAAGGAAGAAUUUAAAUUUUUAAAAAAGAAUUCAGCGGGUGAUGGUAUGAAUGCUAAUGGAAUACGAAAUUUGAAAUUAAAAUCAAUGAAAGUAAUUAUAUAUUAAUGCAAUGGACAAUAAAAGUGAGGUUAUAAAUGGCGGGAAUUUAUAUAGUAAUUAUAAUUAUGAUGGAAUGAGAAGUCGAGUGAAUUUUAUUAGUAUAGUAAAUAGAGCAACAACUCCACGUAGUGGGACAAUUAGAGAUAAAAAAAAUCUUUUGGCAGUUCGCUGAUAAAAAAGGCUAUUGAUUUGGGUUUACGAGGCAGUAGUUUAUUUUAUCGUUUUGAUGAUACGGGUGAUAGAGAAGUUUUAUAAUUAAAUAUUUUUUUUUCG